Molecule: messenger RNA, 2829 nt
Organism: Onychostruthus taczanowskii (white-rumped snowfinch)
Lineage: Eukaryota; Metazoa; Chordata; Aves; Passeriformes; Passeridae
Gene: UMODL1
Product: uromodulin like 1
Exons: 18
Coding region: 1-2829 (942 amino acids)
Cellular component (GO): cell surface
Molecular function (GO): protein binding; calcium ion binding
Source: RefSeq, a predicted model, not a curated record
AUGUUGCCUUCUGACUUCCACGAAAAAGGCCUUGCUUCACUAGGGUACCAUCUGUGCAACUACACCCUGACCAAAAGUGUGUUUAAAAUGGUUGCCUACCAAAAGUCCUAUGAGAAAAAGACAUCCUGUGGAGGGUGGAUCCCAUGGAUGGUGUGUCCCCAGACACACCACAGAACAGAGUUUCACAGUGUUGAAGUCCCUGAAACCAUCACUCUCACAGAUUGCUGUGAAGGAUAUGAGCAGGUUGGACUCUACUGCUCUCUAGGGAGGAUGUUCUGGUACAACGUGACAGUGCUUGUGAAAAUGGAUUUUAAUGAAUUGAUCCGGGUGGAUUCCCACCUUCUGAAUCAUUCCCGCCUUUUGCACUCCGUGAUCACUGGUGCAUUGCAGCCCCUGAAUGCCUCUGUGCACCACAUCCAGAGUGACCGUGGGGACAUCUACGCUGGGACAGUGGCCUCCCAGCUUCUCCUGGGCAUGCACCAUCCAGCUCCUCUGGCAGAGGUUUCCUCCUCCCUGAAGGCCAUGGUGGAGCGCGUGUAUGAAGUGAUUGACGCACAAGCGCAAGAUGUCAAUGAAUGCUCCUAUGCUGAAUUCAAUGCUUGCCCUGAGAAAAGCAGCUGUGUAAACCUGGAGGGUUCUUACAGCUGCCACCCCCAGCAUGACCAUGCCGCUGUCAUCCCUCACUGGCUGAGCCCCAGGAAGGAAGAUCCCUCUGCAGUUACAAACCAUCGAAUCCUCAGCGUUACCAGCAACAGCUUUGGAAUGUCCUGGCUUGUCAGUUCCACUCUGAACCACACUUUCCAAGUCCGGGUGGCCAAGGGCAAUGAAACUGUGCAAAACCUGAAGACAGAGGAAUUGCAGCUGGAUGUGUCUCACCUGGAAGCAGGUGUGAUGUAUUCAGUAGAGAUCAGCUAUGAAACUUGUGGAAAAACCAUUAUCUCCCAUCAAAAUGUUAAAACAGAGGCCAAGAUAUUUGAUGUUACUAUGAGGAUUCUCAACUACAACUUCACUGAUGAUUUCCAUAAUUCCAGCAGCUCAGCAUAUGAGGAAUUUUCAAGGCUGUUGCUUACAGAGCUUGAAAAUUCAUUCCCACCCAACAUUUCUGCCUUGUAUAAAUCUGGGAAGCUCAAAGUGCAGAUUGAAUCUCUGGCAGCAGGAAGCAUUGUUGUGAAGAUCAGAAUCACCGUGCAGGAUCCUGAGUUUCCAGUGGAUGCCUCCACAUUUGCUCCAGUGCUUUCCUACCAGCACAAUAGCUCUGUGCUUGUGGUGGAUCAGCAAAACACUGUAGUAGAAGACUGGGAUGAAUGUGCUUCUCUAGAGAAUGACUGCUCUGUGUUUGCAGAGUGCAUCAAUUUGAUGGGCUCCUACACGUGCAGGUGCAAGACAACCAUGGAUACCAAUCCAUCCCGACCUGGAAGAAACUGUGAGGGUGAGAUUGUGGAUCCUCUUACUGAAACCAUGGCUCAUGAAAUCAGAACCAGCACGGAGAAGCCACAUGUUCUACACUGUGUUCAUGACCAUCCAAGACCUGUUUUUGUGCAGAAAUCUCUGCCCCUUGAGGUGCUCCAGCAGAUGGAUGCUGGUCUGAUCAAAGUGCUGGUAACGGGUGUUACUAAUGGGAGCACAGUGGUAAGUUUCAAUUUGCUGCUUGCAGAAGAAGUGGAUGUCCACCAUGUCAUCACCACUUUUUGUGAGGCCUUGGAAAACAGCUCCUCCUUCACCGUGGACAGGAGCAGCCUCUCCAUACACGAUCCCAUGGCAACUCCAGAUAUUUCUGCUCGAGCAUCUCCAACCCCCCUGGUCAAACCUGCCCAAGAGGUUUCCCUUAAAGACGCUGUGAGUGUGUUGUGUGAGAUUGAGAGGAUCGUCCUUGCCAUCCAGAAGAGAUUCUUGCAGCAGGAGUCUAUCCCAGAGAGUUCCCUGUUCCUGGGGGAGCCUGGCUGCAAUGUGAGCACCAGCAAUGGCACCCACGUUGUGCUGCAGGCGGGCUGGAGCGACUGUGGCACCCAAGUUGAGACUAACAUGACUACUACUGUGGUGAGAACCACCCUUCGGAAUGAUGCUUCUGCUCAGGGAAUAAUCCACCACUUGAACGUUGCCAGUCCCAUCCACUGUGUGUUUCAAAACCAUGUCUUGACUUCCUCUGGGUACACUGCAGAAGGACUUUACACCAUCUUUGAGGAUUUGCAUGGAUCUGGAUACUUCAGAACAGAAAUGCAGUUGUUUAUUGGAAACUCCCCAGUCCCCAAAAAUUUCAGCGUCUCUGCCAGUGAGGAUGUGCUGAUCGAAGUGGGGAUGCAGAGGGCAGACAGCCAGCUCAAGGUGGUUCUCACUGACUGCUGGGCCACUCCAACCAAUAAUUCAAUGGAUCCCCUGGCAUUUGUUUUUAUCAGCAACAGCUGUCCCAUCCCAAAUACUUACACCACGCUGCUGGAAAAUGGGAAUUCAAGCAAAGCUCAGUUUAAGAUGAAAAUUUUUUCCUUUGUCAACAACUCUGUGGUUUACUUACACUGCAGAAUUCGUAUUUGUAUGGAGUCACCAGGAAGCACCUGCAGGACUAGGUGCCAUGCGAGGGCUCGGCUCCUGAAGGCUGGAGAAACCAUCGCCCUGCACAGAACAUCCUGGGGACCCCUGUGUAAAUCAACUGGUGAGCCUAGAGAGAAGGAGGCUGGAAUGGGAAUUGGAUACAUCAUCCUCAUCGCCCUUGCUGUGUUUGGUUUUGUGCUGGGAGUUGUGACCCUUCUCAUUUUCCAGUACCAGCGAAAGACAGGAAGGUACAACCUCAGCAUCAAGCCUGACAACUUCAGCUACCAAGUGUUCUAUGAGUAG